Molecule: messenger RNA, 2644 nt
Organism: Prorocentrum cordatum
Lineage: Eukaryota; Dinophyceae; Prorocentrales; Prorocentraceae
Source: the annotation of a GenBank genome assembly
CAAGGUGUUGCAUGGGGCGAGGUGGGCCGAAAGUGUCUCGGACGCGUCCAAGUUCUGAAACUGUUGAACCUCGGCCUGUUUCGUGCGAUUGCACGGUGCAACACUUUCUGGUUCAGCGUUUUGAGCCACGCGCAGCUUUAUUCCCCGACUCCUGAGGCUCGUCGGAUGGGGCGCGAAGCCGUGCGGGCCCUGGCGGUUGCCCCUGGGAAUGCGUUUUCACGCGACCUCUUGAAGGCCCUCGGGGAAAUCGGCCCCUCCGCCCGGGCGAGACAGUUGGCAAGUGCGAGUCGGGUUGCCCAGCGCAGGUGCGGAUUGCACAGUGAGUCCUUCCACGAGUCGCGCACCUGCCUCGACGAAGUUGGGGCCAUCGACGACGCCCAGAGUGUUCGCCCUUUCUUUUCCGUGGUGGCGGGGGUCCUGUUUCAUCCAGAUGCGUCGAAUUCAUCGAGCCCUGAAUGCCCUCCCCCUACCCCUACAUGAUAAGCCUGCAUUCGAAUGCCGCAUUGAUGUUUUCCUGGAGCCCCAUAGUAAAAUUUCGGUCCGCUCCGAAAUUUAGGUAUUUUCAUCCUGCUGUCUCCGAGCCCCGAGCGGAUUUAGUUCGUGCGUUGUUCGGGCGCUUAUGCUCCCUGGCCCCGAGUUUCCUCUCCCUGUCGGCCCGAAACGGGAUCGCAAAUUGUUGGCGCGCGUCUAGGAUGUUUCGGGGACCCACGAAGAGGUGCCGUUGGUGUCAAGUCGCCUUCGCAGGAAAUGACAUUCUUCAUUGCUUUCUUGUCCGUGUCUCCACUCGUUUUUGGCUCGCUUUCCCCUCUUGCCCCCCUCGUUCGCCUCUGCCUCGGUUGUCGGUCGUUUCUGGCUCUUCGGUCUCGGUCCUUUCUCUAAUGCUCAGUUGAUCCCGAUUGCCCAUCUGCAUGAUACCAUGUGUUUUGCGUACCAUACGGGCAAAGCUAUCGACGGGAUUUGCCCAGAGUCUUUCGUACGUUUGGCCCAGGCGCGUCUCAGGCAAACGACCGGGCGGUUUCCAGCCAUCGCGCAGGCGUUCCGAGGGUGACGAACUCGUUAUCAUGGCCGCGUCGCUCCUCCUCCUUCUCCUCACGAGCCUCAAGGAGACGAACGCUGGGGUUGCUAAUUCAGGGGUUCGUGCCGCUUGUCCUGGCCUUCGGCGGCGACCCUUCUGGGGGCUGAGCCUGGCCUUGGCCCGAGUGGCAAGCAAGGGAGGCGUUUGUUUUUUUCAUGGCCAGUACUGUGCGUUUCAAUUUUUCUUAUGGACGCAUGCCUCUCCGUGAGCUUGAGGUUUUGGAGUGUGUUUAUUUGAUGGGUUAUGAUGUGCGGGUUUGUGGUUUUGGUGCCGGGUGCGUUUCCUGUAUCGCAUCGUUAAUAUGCAACCGUUGGCUGAUGGCACGCUUCGCCCUUAUCUUGAAUUGGACUGUUCGCUGGCAUGUUCCUGCUCCCUACAGUGGGCAUCUUCAUAUUUCCCGCGGAUAUGGCGAUGAUUAUCGUUGUGCCAGAGACCGCCCGACCAGAGGUGAGAGGCAUUUGAUGUUGAAAUAGUUCCCCCAUUCCGCCUCCGCUCCUCCUCAUUUUUCUUGUCGUAUUCUUUUUCCUCCUUCUCCCCCUCCUUCUCCCCAUUUUCCCCUGCUCUUGUUCUUCCCUGUUCCCGUUCGUCCUUCUCCCUUCCCCACUCCCCUCCUCUCUCGCUCGUCAUCCUCCCCCGUUCGUUCCCUUGCUUCGUUUCCUUCCCUCCCGUCCUCUCUCAUCCUCCCCGUCACCCUUCCCUUUUCCCCUUUUUCUCUCGCCCCCCCCUCCUCUUCCAUCCUCCUCCUCUCUCCUCAUAUUUCCUGUCGCCCCUUCGUUCCAGCGAGAAGUUCCGGAAUUGGCAGAAGCAGGACAAGCAGUGGCUCAUGCGAAGGGCCUCGAGGACGGGGGACCCGGAGUUGCUGGCCAAGGCUAAGUUGUACGACAAACGCAUGCGCGUGACACAGGACGAGAUCCAGGACGCCCUGAACCGCGUGGCGCUGAAGGAGCACGAGGAGGCGAGAUCGACGCACGCCCGGUCCAUGUCCGAGAAGGUGGCGGCGCUGAAGGGCAUCGCCCUGCCGACCGCGGAGGAGGCGCAGGCCAUGUCCAUCACGCAGCUGCGGAACGCCCUCUGGAACGCGGGGCUGCCCGCCGUCGGGCUGCCCUCGGCGCCCGAGGCGGCGCGCCUCGGGGAGCUGCGCGCGCGUGCUGCUGCGCCGAUGCCGCCCGCGGGUAGGUCGAAUACCCGUGGCCUAAGGUUCCCCCACGAUGUCCAAGGAUCGGCGGCGAGCGAAGCGGGGGGAAGUGAGAAAGCGAAGGCCUUCGCGGAAGGCGGCGGGACUUCUCCGAAGCCGUCGCGCUUUCUGAAAACUUGUCAGAAGGCCGGGGGAAUUCCGAGCCUUCUGAGAAGGCCCGCCUUUUCUCAUUUCCCCCCCUUCGCUUGCCACCGAAAGGAGGACCCCACGGCCUCAGGGGUUCCAAGGCGGCGCGAAGAGCUGGGGGCCCCUUGGGCCAGGGGCAACUUCAGCAACCCCCGAUGUAGAGCUGCUGUUGGCGGCAAAGUCUGAACCCUGCCCUGGCCGAUCCGAGUCCCAACCUCGUGCUUUAAUUUACUUCUGGCCGACGUCUA